This is a messenger RNA of Paralichthys olivaceus (Japanese flounder), 1217 nucleotides long. It is a transcript of the gene rgs16, whose product is annotated as regulator of G protein signaling 16. NCBI's taxonomy places the organism in Eukaryota, Metazoa, Chordata, Actinopteri, Pleuronectiformes, Paralichthyidae. The record is from RefSeq and is a predicted model, not a curated record.
GACAAAUCUGGCUUCCCACUGAUCUCUGAACAGGAUAUUUACCCUCCAACCGACUCUUUACCCCGAUACAUCACCUCCACCAGCUCCAACCUGCGACUAUGUGUAAAGGACUAGCAUCGCUGCCCACCUGCUGCUUGGAAAGAGCCAAGGAGCUGAAAGCAAGGCUGGGAAACGUUCUGCUAAAACCCAACUGGAAUCUAUCCUGCUGCAAGAUAGGGAAAAACAAGCCAACACUGGAGGAAUGCCUCAAGUGGAGAGAAUCUUUUGAAAAACUCAUCUCCAGCAAAUAUGGACUGUGUGCCUUCACAGCCUUCCUGGUGUCUGAGUUCAGCGAGGAGAACAUUGCGUUCUACUUUGCCUGCGAGGAUUACAGGAACACCAAGUCUGUCACCAAACUGUCGGCCAAAGCCCAAAAGAUCUAUGACGAGUUCAUCGGUAGUGACGCUCCCAGAGAGGUUAACAUCGACCAUGAAACACGUGACAUCACCAAAGCCAACAUGCUGGUCCCCUCGUCCACUUGCUUCGACAUGGCCCAGCACAAGAUCUACAUGCUCAUGGCCAAAGACUGCUACCCUCGCUUCCUGCGCUCUCCCGCCUACAGGGAUCUAGUGUGCCAAGCCAAAGCCAAGGCCACAAAGCAGCCCCGGCAGGAGAAGGCGGCGUGAAGCAGAACCUCCCCAGAUGAAGAGCCGAUGAAAGAUUGUUAGUUGGUCGCCUUACGAGGGUCGAGCAGGCAAGCAAAACAUGUUGGGUGCUGCACCGUGAAGCCGGAUGCUGAUGCAGACAUCGAGGCCGUCGUGAGAGCGGCGGCGGAUUCUGCAGAUGCUGCCUCUCUGUGAAGAUGAGGACGGACGGAGCAGGAAAGGAAAAACAGCGAAAGAUGGAGGUUGAUGCCUUAAAUCAGACUGUUGGUGUGAAAAGGACGAAGUCUGGAAACUCAAAGUGGAGAGACGGAAACAGACUGAGUGAGAAUCAAACAGGAGGAGUGGGACUUUUCUUUGCCACUUGGCAAACUUUUGCCGUUGUGAUGUGCAAUGUCCUUAUGUGAAACCCAUACACUGUUUGUGAGCAGGCAUGUUGGGUACUUCAUUAACUUGUGUUUAUUGGCUUGAAAUGUAUUUGUUGCAUUUUUACCAAGCAAAGAGUGAAAACAAAUGUGCAAUUUAAUUUAUAAUAUUUUGCUAUUUAUAUCACUGUUGUCUUUUUUUUUUUUACAU